Molecule: messenger RNA, 1770 nt
Organism: Guillardia theta CCMP2712
Lineage: Eukaryota; Cryptophyceae; Pyrenomonadales; Geminigeraceae
Exons: 8
Coding region: 1-1770 (589 amino acids)
Biological process (GO): regulation of ARF protein signal transduction
Molecular function (GO): guanyl-nucleotide exchange factor activity
Source: RefSeq, a predicted model, not a curated record
AUGCCGACCGCCAGGGAGAUGGAAGCGAAGGCAGCAGAGCCUGACCCUACCUUCUCCUUCAAUGCAGUGGAGGAUAUCAUCCCGCUCUUCAACAGCGAUGUAGAGAAAGGGAUCUCAACAUUGCUCCACAGGUUUCAUGCAACUACGCUACUUGAGUCCAAGACCACCGCACGCAUCAUCGCUAGGUUCCUCUUCCUCUCCGAUGGUCUGGACAAGGAGAGAGUGUCGACAUACCUGAGUGGAGAGGAGGAGCUGAACCGAUCUGUGCUCUCCAGUCUGAUGGAGAUGUGUGUAUCAUCCAAGGAAUGCCAUCGCCUCGAUUUCGGGCUUCGGUUCGCGGCUGAGCGAUGCCAGCUCCCAGCGGAUCUUGUGAAGCUCCGGCGGCUCCUCUCGUGCUGGUCGGAGCACUGGUUCCAGCAGCAUGUCGGUACCGAACGGGGAGUCUGCUUCCUCAGCAGCAUGGAUGUUGUCUUGGCGCUCUCGUUCAGUGCCGUGAUGCUGAAUCACAACCUUCACGGCCGCGGGAUCGGGUCGAGGCUCGUGACCAAGGAUCGGUUCGUCGAGGGAUGCCAGUCGUUGGGUGAGCACGAGGAGCCUUCGGUUCUGGUGGAGGCCAACAGGAUCUGCUCUGCCCUCUACGACGACAUCCGUUCGGGGCCGUUGUGUGCGCAGCAACCCCAUCCCAUCACGAGCACCUUGUGGGUCGUUGGAUCUGCAGCAAGGCCUUGCUUGCUGAUGCCUGACUGUCAGGACGAAGUCGAUCGAGAAAAGUCUCGUGCUGAAGGAAGGAUGGCUCAAGGUGUGGACAUGUACUUGACACCUCAGUGCUGGGGGCUGGAUGAGGAGAUCUGCAUCCAUUUCCCGUUGCAGAGCCGAGGACGAGGGUUGGUGAUAACAGGGGAGGAAGAAGCAUCGAGGAGAGUCAGCAGAUGUUUCUUGAUGUUCAACGGCAGCCAAAGGGACAAGCAGUGCAGGCUGCAUGUGGAGGCCCCUGAUGACGCGGAGGCGAAAUUGUGGGUAGAAGAGAUUGUGAGGGCGACUCAAACUGUGACCUUCCGCACCAACAUUCAGCGGGUGGUCCUGGACCAUCAACUUCGUCCUCGCGGGGAUGCCGGUACUGCUCUGAAGGCUCCUCCUACCUCUGCUAGCUAUCGCUUGCUCCUCCUCCCUUGCUCUCCGACCUUCCCACUCGAUGAUUACGAUGUCUCCACUCCAACAGCGGAGGGUCCAAGCAAGAUAGUGCAGGGCGGGAGUUUUAAGGUUUCCAAGGAGAAAAGCGUGUCUCUGCCACGCUCAAAGUCUCUGAAUGUGAAAAAAUCUUCAUCGAUGAUAGAGGCAAUAGAGUCGUCAGGCUCCUCCGAGAAAGAGCAGAGUCGUGGCAACGAAGAGCCGAAAUUGUGGAUCAACCUCAGGAUGGAAGAUUUCUUUGAAUACAACGAAAUGGGUGGACGAAAAGAAGAUCCGCAAGAAGAGACGAAUCCUGAGGAGACAGAACUGGAAAAGGGCAAGAGAGGAGAGGCUGACGCUGAAACUGAAACUCAAAAAGAAGAGGAGCAGGAUGCAGAAGCAGAAGCACAAAUAGAUGUGGAGCAGUCUGAUGUGGAGAAGUCGCAAGAACAGAUCGAAGAUGAUGCGAUAAACAAGCUGCUGGAGCAUUUUCAGAGGCCAGAUGUUGUGGAGGAGGAUAGCCUGUUGAGGUUCAAACAUUGGGAGUUCGAGUGCAUGCGGCACGAUCUGGCUCUCCUGCUCAAGUCGAAGUCUGUUAUCUGA